Molecule: messenger RNA, 470 nt
Organism: Camelina sativa (false flax)
Lineage: Eukaryota; Viridiplantae; Streptophyta; Magnoliopsida; Brassicales; Brassicaceae
Source: RefSeq, a predicted model, not a curated record
AUGUUCUAUUAUUUUGCACCAGUGGCUAUAAUAGGAGGUUUUGUUGGUUUAACGGUGCUAAUGGCCGGACAUAGCCUGAAGCAGCAGCUUGUGCAUGCUCCGGCAAUCAGUACAAGAAAGAACAGAAGAGCGGCUGUAGCUGAGGUCGAUGAUCCAGAGAAUUGUGUUUCCUCCGCUGACAAAUUCAUCAACAAGUCUUGGCUACGUAAAGUAGGUCAGAUUCAAGAUAAGUCUAAAGCAAUCUUAUCUGAUCCCACCCGACCUAACCCAUACACCAUGCCUCGAAAUGCAGAGACCUUGAACUCCGUUGGUGUGGCUCCAAAGGGUAUCUGAAAACUUUCUUAAGAGUCGAACAAGAUUUUUUUUUUUUUGCUUUCGAAUAAAAGGUCUCAUUUAUGUUUUCUAAUUUCUUUGAUUUAAUUAAACUGUACUGUACAUAUAAAAUAAUCUCUUUGAGCUUGUUUCAAAUA